Fraxinus pennsylvanica is the source of this 570-nucleotide messenger RNA. The record is from the annotation of a GenBank genome assembly. Lineage: Eukaryota; Viridiplantae; Streptophyta; Magnoliopsida; Lamiales; Oleaceae.
AUGAACAAUCGUGCAAAGGAAAAAUUUGUAAAGGCUAAAACCCAAACAGAAUCUCCAUGCCAUUUCAGAAAAAAACUCCCAAUUCCUCAGCGACCUACAGCGCCCAUAUCCAAAAUCCUUCCAUUUUUAUGCAAGAAAACUGAUCCUCAAAACAAACCUUCAUUUAUUGCAAAUGAAGACGAUCAUAUUCCAUUGCCACCCUGUCGACCAUUAUCACAGCCCCCAUCUCCAGAAGUUUGGAUAAUAUACAUUCCGACGUUCCCUGAUGUUGGGGGCAGAUCCUUACCUCCCUGUAAGACAAUGAAGGGCACCUUAUCAAGGGAUUACUCCAGCAGUCCCAAUAAGAAAUUCGGUGCCAGUUUUCUCUGCAACACCACGUCCAUCACCUUCACAUCCAAUUCAGCCCCAAUCUGUGAGAGUAUCCCCGCCUGUUUGUGUCAGGCAGGUAGUUCUCACGCUCUUCCUGUCCAUAUAGGAAGCCCAACACCUGCAACAGUUUCUGCACCUCCAAAUAAAACGCUAGUUGAGGCUGAGGUAACUGUGAAGAAUUCUACUGGUGUUGCGCUGUGA